Molecule: messenger RNA, 1008 nt
Organism: Mesoplodon densirostris (Blainville's beaked whale)
Lineage: Eukaryota; Metazoa; Chordata; Mammalia; Artiodactyla; Ziphiidae
Gene: TEX44
Product: testis expressed 44
Source: RefSeq, a predicted model, not a curated record
AUGACCACCAUGCCCUCGGGAGAGGCCAGAGCCUCCAGCGUCCCCACGCACGGUGAUAGCAGGUUUACAGACAUCCCAACAGUGGGGUCCCAAAGUCAGGUCCCCCUCCUCGCAGAUGUCCCAACAGCUCACAACACUGCACCAUCAGCUGAACAGCAGGAUGUAGAUCAGUCUUCCAAGCCAGGCACCUUGGGGGCCACGUCAGCGUCUGGGGAUAAGGACGAGCAUGAAGCUGCCGCGGGGCAUGCCCAGGAGCCCAAGGAGCCCACAGCCCUGCUCGCCCCCCUGGCCCCAGGUGCCCUGCAAAGGUCCAUGGGCUUCCAGAACCUAGCGCAGAAAGUGCUGGUGCAAGAUUCGAGUAUGACUCAGAAUCCUCAGGUUUUCCAACUUUACUCCCUGAUUAAGGAAGAGAGAGCACAAGCGGCAGGCAUCCCAGACAGGGAACAGGAACUGGCUCCACCUACCCCAAGCGCUGAGGUACAACCCCCGCAAAAUGUGGAGGCUCAGCCCGUCGUGAGCACAGCAGAUGCCAAUGACCAGCUUGACACUCAGGCUGCUGACACUCCUGAAGCUGUUGAGGAGAAACCUGAGGGUCAGGAGGCCUUGAACCCUGACGCUGGUGCUUGGCCAUCAGCCCCAGCCUCGCCGGGCCCUGGAGUGGGCAUGGCCACGGGCACCCUGGCCUCCGGCCACGGCUCCAUGGCAGACCUGCUGCACGACACGGGGCCCAGCCUCCGCUCCAUCUCCAGCACCCUGGGGAGUGCCAGCUCCGCCUCGUCCUCCGGGCUGGCAGUGGGGAGGUCGGCCCUGCACUCCGUCACCCACAUGCUGGAACCGGUGCAGCAGAGGACCGUAGAGGGCAUCCUCUCGGCCAUGCACUACCUGACCAGCCACCUCGCCCCAUGCCAGGCCCAGGCCGGCCCCAACUUGGACGAGGCCCCGCGCUCGGCAGCCUCCCGAGACCCCGGGAGCACUCAUGCCCUGCUCUCUCACGCAUCCCUACCCUGA